AUGUCGGCCGACUUCUGGGCCGGCUAUCUCAGCGGAGUAGUUGGAAUUGUGGUGGGCAAUCCUCUGGACAUUGAGAAGGUGCGCCAGCAAACUACAAGGCAUGCCAUCGGAAAGCUAUAUAGCCAGAGCUCUGUGGCCUUUAUGAAAGGCACUGCCGCGCCAAUUUUUGGCUAUGGGGCUUUGAAUGCGCUGCUCUUCGUGUCAUACAACCGGUCGGAGGCAAUGCUCAAGGACGCGGCCUCGACACGAGAUGCCGGAUGGGUUACUUGGACAGCGGGAGCAAUGGGUGGCCUUGCUGUAUGGGUUGUCAGCGCUCCAACAGAGUUAAUCAAGUGCCGAGCGCAGAUGUCAACCCCUGCCACAUCCAGCUGGACGAUAUUCAAGCAGAUACUGCGUACCGACGGUGUAAAGGGCCUCUACCAUGGCGGGGUCGUCACGGCGCUGCGGGACAGCAUCGGCUAUGGCUUUUAUUUUUGGACAUAUGAAUUGGCUCAUCGCUAUUGGCCUGCUGCAGCAGCUGCAGGGCGCGAUGACAACACUUCUGGGCGGCGAGAGACAUCAAAGGUGUUGUUGUGUGGUGGCAUUGCAGGGAUUGCCACUUGGGCCAGCGUUUUCCCCCUCGACGUCAUCAAGUCGCGGCUUCAGACACAGCAGUAUCCUGCAUCAGUUCUUGCGUAUCGCGGUAUCGCAAGUAAGAAGAGAGGCGGAGCAUGGCACAUUGCUAAAGACACUUAUAGAGAAGGUGGGAUUCGUCCCUUCUUCCGAGGUCUGUCCAUCUGCAGUGUGAGGGCAUUUCUCGUCAAUGCCAUUCAGUGGGCGGUAUAUGAAUGGAUUAUGAGUGAAAUGAGCAUGGGCAAUGGACAUGCACGACUAUUGUCAGAGGCUUGA
Molecule: messenger RNA, 888 nt
Organism: Trichoderma atroviride IMI 206040
Lineage: Eukaryota; Fungi; Ascomycota; Sordariomycetes; Hypocreales; Hypocreaceae
Biological process (GO): transport
Molecular function (GO): transmembrane transporter activity
Source: RefSeq, a predicted model, not a curated record